AUGCGUCUCUCUCUGAUAGUUCUUUUGGCUGGUACCAGUCUUGUAACUGCCUGGACCGAGCUCCAUCAUGAGCCUUUCAUGAACAAGAACAUCGACGCCAUUGUCGUUCCAGGCACCUACACCUCGCACAUGCACACCUUCUUCGGAAGCGACGCCAUCACUAACGUGCUACCUACGUCCACUGAGCUUCAACAGGGCUGCUACAGCGGCGACAACCCAAACGACCUGUCGGUCUAUUGGAUCCCCACACUGUACUAUGUCGCCGACUCUACCUUCGUCGAAGUUCCCAUCUUCCGCUUCAGCACCUACUACACAAACAGCUACUCCACCCUUGCAAUCUCUCAAGACUUGGCCCUCAUCUCCGGCAACGCCUCUGCAAAAACCCAGUCUGAAGCGUACCGCCCCUCUAACGACCUCGAAUGGUUCUGCGAGGGCUCUGACGAACACGAAAGCGAUAUUGCCAAGAUGCCCACAAGCACCUGCACCCAACACCUUAGGUCAACCUCCGUUUCCCCAACUGCGUCAACCCUGAUAUCUCGCUGGGAUGCGGCAGAGAAUAUGCUUGUUGCCGGCAGGGGUGGGUACGAUGAUGAGCAAUUUAUUGCUGGCGCGCAUGGGGAUGUGGCUGUGAAGACUUCUUGCACGCCGACUGACGCAGACCCUGUGAAUGGCACGAGCGACUACUAUACUAGCCUUGAGAAGAUGGAAAAUAAUAGCACUGACGUGUCGGGGACAACAGUUGAUAGUGAGACUGGGGAUGAGGACAGUCUGACCAGCUCGACGUGGUCUUCUGCCAGCCGACCCACCAGCAGUGUAAACGGCACUUCUGGUGACCGUAAGAGGGGCAAGAAGCGCCUGAGUUCUGAGAGAGGCAUAGGCCGCAAGUCUAAGCGGGCAGCUGCGAAGGGAGCUCAUGACACUGUUGCCCAGUAUGCGUAA
Aspergillus nidulans FGSC A4 is the source of this 939-nucleotide messenger RNA. RefSeq lists its product as uncharacterized. The transcript is spliced from 4 exons. The record is from RefSeq and is a predicted model, not a curated record. The coding region runs from base 1 to 939 and encodes 312 amino acids. Lineage: Eukaryota; Fungi; Ascomycota; Eurotiomycetes; Eurotiales; Aspergillaceae.